Puccinia triticina is the source of this 1848-nucleotide messenger RNA. RefSeq lists its product as uncharacterized. The record is from RefSeq and is a predicted model, not a curated record. Bases 1 to 1848 code for a protein of 615 amino acids. The transcript is spliced from 3 exons. Lineage: Eukaryota; Fungi; Basidiomycota; Pucciniomycetes; Pucciniales; Pucciniaceae.
AUGUCAGAUACGGACCGAAUAUCUCCAGCCGAAGUCGAUCGACCCAGUCCCAAGUACCUCAACCGAAUCCUCGAUGGGAAUAGGCUGGCGUUCGUCCGAGCCUAUCUGAUUGGAUAUGGAACCGAGGUCGCCCCGCUGGUCGUCCGGCUGCUUAUCAUCAAGUUGAUCAGCUUCACCCGACGGAGGCCCUCGACCAGCGCGCUACUACGUUUAUGGUCAGGAAUCGCCAAAUUGCUCCUCAAGGGCCUCCGGCCGACCGGCUUGGCGAUGGCCAGCGGUGUCGCUAUCGGGGGCGCAAGGCUGGCCGAGGGUCUGGUCCGGAAACAAGUCCAAGCCAUCGUCAGGAUUCUCAUAACUUCUCCGAUCAGCCAAAAAUUCAGCCGACUCUUACGAUGUCACACCCCUGCUACUACUUCAGAUCUCCAAGCCAAAUCCUCAGAAUCCGAUCUCUCGUUGGACCGCCGACCCUCAAAGCUAGAGCACACUAUCGUCGCCAUCCUCUCCACCUUUUCUGCGGCUUCUCUCUCCUCGCUACUGGCGAUCACGAUCUUACAAUCCAAGCACACCAGUGCCCUGAUGUCCCAGGAUCCGCUGCACCCGACCAUGACGCCGUACCCCACGCUCAACGACUCACAGGGAACUGUCCAGCCUAACAGCAAGCAUCCUGCCACGAUACUGAGCCGAGCCCAGGCCCAGCGACAAUCCCCUACGCUUGACUUCACGCUCUUCUUCACCGUCCGGGCGCUUGAUACGCUCUGCAGGUCACUCUUCGCCCACUUCUCUCCGGCAUGGCUGGCAUUCUUGAGCAGGUGCUCGGACACGAUCCUCUUCCAACUCUGCUGUUGGAGGAUCAUGUGGUGCUGGUUCUAUACACCCUGGCGACUCCCGAUGAGCUACGUCAAAUGGAUCACCACCCUUGCCGAGAUGGAUCCCCGUCUACUCCAGCUCAUCCGGCUCGCGAAGGACCACAAGUUCGUCUACCGCUCCCCCGCCCAAUCCGAUCAGAUCUUACAGCUCGGAAGAGAGAUUGCUACUCACAUGGGAAGACCCCCCGAAGACGGUGACCCAUUGUUCAUCGAUAAACUUUCUUGCCGAAUCGUCCACGGUACCCUGGGUAACUCCGAAAGCUGCACAGUCAACGUCCUCAGAAGAUUUUUCAGAGCUUGGAAAACCAGUCUGGGUAUUUACCUUCCUGUCUUUACAGUCCCGGUAUUGUUAUUCCAAAGGCAAAAGCUGCUAAAAGCGCCAAUGAGGACGGGAGCACGGAUCCUACUAAAUUCGUCCCGCUCGGCCGGAUUUCUGUCGAGUUUUGUUGGUCUGACAUGGGCGGGAGUAUGUAUAGGCCGAUCAAACGGAACACAGCGGCUUCUAAACAUGGUGAUAGGAAGCGCAGGAAAGGGGGAGAUAACGGCGACGGAUAUGGAUGGUCGGGUAGCGCCCCAACUGGGCAGUCUCUUGGCCGGACUCAGCAUCCUCGUCGAGAAUAAGAAGCGGAGAGGCGAAAUGGCUCUCUACGUCGCUACUAGGGCCCUCUGUGCUACCGUCGACGAAAUCCUUCCUCGUUGGCUUCGUAGACGUAUCAUCGCUAACCGUUGGGUCUCGAUCUGGGUCGAGAGAAUAUCGUUUUCCCUCUCCAUUGGGAUCAUCACAUGCGCUAUUGUACACCAUCCAGAUUACGUCAGAGGAAUCGUCCAAGGCAUCCUGAAGUAUGCCAUCGGUCCCGACUGGCCCAAAGAGCCCUUCCGUCCUUCCUCUCAUCCUCCGCCUCCCCCUUCUUUAACAACCAAAAACAGCUCCACGCAGCUGGUGCCUUCAAAAUCAACCCACCUCGACGAAUCUACUGACUAA